This is a messenger RNA of Sarcophilus harrisii (Tasmanian devil), 4986 nucleotides long. RefSeq names its product CD180 molecule (gene CD180). The record is from RefSeq and is a predicted model, not a curated record. Gene Ontology annotation, molecular function: protein binding. Bases 144 to 2141 code for a protein of 665 amino acids. Gene Ontology annotation, cellular component: extracellular matrix. Lineage: Eukaryota; Metazoa; Chordata; Mammalia; Dasyuromorphia; Dasyuridae. The transcript has 3 exons.
AACUGCCCAGAGGGUGAAAACUUUGACCAAAGAAUUCACUUUUACUAAAGUGUACUGUAGUGAGCUCCUGUUCUAUUGUGCAUUUCAUUGAUGGCCACUGUUUGACUCAAGAAAGUAGACAGGCCAGCUGGGCUAGAGGGCAUAUGACUUUUGUGAUGGCAGGCUAUAUGUCCUCCUGUCUGCUUCUGACCAGCCUAUUGACUCUUCAAUAUAUAGGAGCUAUAUCUGCAACCCAAAUGUGCACUGAGGUUACAGUCAACCUAACCUACAACUGUGAAAGCCUAAGACUUGAGGAGAUUCCUGAAAGUCUUCCAGCCACAACAAAAUUUCUUGAAUUCAGUUUUAACUUUCUCCCUGAUCUCCAAAAUUCAACCUUCGGCAGGCUCAGAGACUUGGUCUACUUAGAUUUAACCAGGUGUGAAAUUAACUGGGUACAUGAAGAUGCUUUUGAAAACAACAAAGACUUGAGCACCAUUAUACUGACUGGAAAUCCCCUGAUAUUUGUGGCAGACACAGCUUUUGAGGGUCCUAGAGCCCUUAAGCAUCUCACCCUAACCCAAACAGGAAUAACCAGUGUUACGUUUAUUCCAAUGCAAAAUUUGGGAAACUUAGAAACUCUGCAUCUUGGUAGUAAUCACCUUUCUUCCAUCCAACUUCCCUCCACAUUUCCUGCCCAUAACCUGAAAGUCCUGGACUUUGAAUGGAAUGCCAUUCAUCAUAUCACUAAGAAAGAUAUAGUAUCCUUGAGACAAGCAUCCAACUUAAGCCUUAACUUAAAAGGCAAUAACAUUCUGGACAUUGAGAAUGGGGCAUUCCAUUCUACUGCCUUCCAGAGUUUAAACUUUGGAGGGAUCUUUGAUAUUUCUAUUGUGUUAAAGGGACUACAGAAUUCCACCACUCAGACUCUUUGGCUUGGGUCCUUUCAAGAUAUAGGAAAUCCACAAAUAAGCUCAGACAUGCUGGAGGGGAUGUGUAAUAUGUCUGUGGAAGUUCUCAAUCUACAGUCCCAUCAUUUCUUGAUGUCAAAUACCAUCUUUCAGUGCUUCACCAGACUCCAAGAACUGGAUCUGACUCAAACUCACUGGAAUAGUUUACCCUCUGGCAUCGAGGGGAUGAAUCAGCUUAAGAAAUUAGUGUUGAAUCAAAACUUAUUUGACAAUUUGUGCCAAAUCAGUGCUGCCAGUUUCCCUUCCCUGACUCAUCUUUAUGUUAAAGGCAACAUACACAAGCUAGACUUUGGCACAGGCUGCUUAGAAAAACUAAAAAAUCUCCUGCACCUAGAUUUAAGCAACAGUAAAGUUGCCUCAGAUACCUGCUGUAAUGUUCAACUGAGAAACCUAUCUCUUUUACAGUAUCUAAACUUGAGUUAUAAUGAGCCACAAACUUUAGAGAGUGAGGCUUUCAGAGAAUGCCCUCAAUUGGAACUAUUGGAUUUCGCUUCUACACAUCUUCAUACUCAUGCUUCCCCAAGUCCUUUCCAAAAUCUCCAUGUCCUUCAGGUCCUGAAUCUCUCUAACUGCCUUGUUGAUACUAGCAAUCCUCAGCUUCUGGAAGGUCUUCAAGGCCUUCAGCAUCUAGACCUGGAUGGGAAUUCCUUUCACUCUGGGAUCCUCACAAAGGACAAUCUGCUUCAUACUGUGGACAACUUACAGGUCCUCGUUCUGUCAUCCUGUGGCCUAACAGCCCUGGAACACCAGGCUUUUGGGAACCUCGGCAAACUCAGGUACUUGGACCUGCAGCACAACAGCUUGACCGGCUCAGGCUUGGAUGCCUUUAGUGAUCUCAAGGAAACUCACCUCAAUUUGGCAGCCAACAGUAUACGUAUCAUUCCACCUAAUCUUCUACCUGUCUUUUCCCAACAAAGAAUCAUUAAUUUAAGUCACAACCCCAUAGACUGUAGUUGCUCCAAUAUCCACUUUCUGAAUUGGUACAAGGAAAAUCUGCAUAAAAUUUCUGACCCUGAAGAGACCACAUGUGGGGAUCCCCCUGCUCUAAAUGGGGUAAAGCUAACCAAUGUAACUCUCUCCUGUGCCUUUUCAACUGUGGGAAUCUUUUUUUUGGUGAUAUUUUUUUUGAUGGGCAUUACUUUCCUCAUUAUCUUAAUCCGACGCUAUGUAAUUAGAAAAUAUGAAAACAUUUAGGUCUGAAGGUUUCCAGCAAAGGAUGCUCUCCAUCUCUAAAUGGGUGACCACUUCCUAUUUCCUCUAAGCAACCUUUUCUUUUAACUUGUCUCCUGAGUCCAAUGAGGAUUAAAUGCUUUUUUUCCUUUUUUCUUUUUUUCUUUGAUGGUAGUAGGCUCCUGUGCUACAAACCACAAGGGGAACUCACCAUUCUAAGCCCAAGGGUGCUGGUGAUGGGGUGAGCCAGAUAAACACUAGUGGGAGAAUGGAGUGCUACUGGCUGGCUGCUAUGUUGCUUCCACUCUUCUACAAACAAGACUCAGGAAAUGAUUCUUUGCUUCCCUCUACUGGUUUCUUAUUGCUUCCACUUCUCUUUUAACCUAGACUCUUCAUGACUUGGGUGCAAAAAAGUACUCAGGUUUCCCCCCCCCCCCCCCAAUCUCUCUUUCUCUCCUUACAGUAAAUAGUACACAAUACUGCUCUUCCAUCUUUUAAAGGUUUUUGGGUUUUGUUUUGUUUUCUUUUCUUUAUGUUAUUAUUCAGUGCUACAGGAACAUAGCAAGGAGUAUUACAAUAUAUAAAAAUAAUGGGGAAAGGAAGCAAGUUCAUAUUGACAGUAAAUCUCAGCCUGUUGAAAAUGUCCUGGAGGUAUAGAAUUCAACCUUUUUAAGGUCCUCCCUUCUUUUCUGACUGAAACUCAUUUUCUUGUUUUAUCUUGAAAAUCAGCCAGCCUAGAUCUGCCUGCAUCAUAUGUUGGCUCAAAUUCAAGUCUUCUAAAUGAUAGAUUUGGAUUGGCUGUUCAAUUAUCAAUUAAUGAACAUUCAAUAAAUACCUAUUUUGUAUCAGGCACACUAUACUAAGUAUUGGUAAUACAAAAGGUGGCAAAAGACAGUCCUUAUCCUCAAGGAACACAAUCUACUGAAAGAGACAACAAAUAGGUACCACAAACUAUAUAUAGGAUAAAUAGCAAAUGAGUGGGAAGGUAUUAGAAUUAAGAGGAGUUGUAAAAGACUUCUUGUAGAAGAUGGGGUUUUAGUUGGGACUUGAAGAAAGUUAAGGAAUACAGUCUGUAGAGCAGAGGAAAAAGAGCAUUGCAGGCAUGAGAGACAGCUAGAGAAAAUAUCCAGAGCCAAGAAGACAUGAAGUGUCUUUUUGAUAGAAAAGCCAGGAGGCCAGUGUCACUUUAAUUCCUUGGACAAGAAUUGACCUUAGCUCCUUAACUGACUUCCUUAGUGAACUUAUAGUACUUCUUUCACUUCCUGGGAUCUCAAUGACCUCAAUCUCUGCCUCUCUGUGUUGACUCAUUCUUUAUGCCCCAUUGGUGGACAUGAAUCAGAUUUAAAAUUGCUGGCCCAAUUUAAUAGCUAGUUCUGUCCUUUUCUUUAUUAAAUUAGAUUGGCAUCUGGAUGCCUGUCUUCUUAAAGGUCAUAUGACCAGGGAUCAUUGAAUAAGACUGUCAUAUUCUCCAUCCUUAAACCUUGUCUGUAUUCAACAUGACUUUCUCCUAUUCAGACUCAUGCCUUCCCUAUUCCCUCAUUUCACUUAGCUUCACUCUUCAUUAAUAGAGAUGAGAAAAUAGUCAUCUUGAGCCCAGUGAACAAUGAGCAUCUUUCCCUAGUUGGAUUGUUUGCUUAGUCCUUGACAAUCAGGUGCUCAGAUGGAUGUGUUAUCAGAUAUCUUCCCUUCCUCUCCCAACCCUCCCAUCCUUCUCCAAGGAAAAGAGAUUUAAUAGAAUCCAAGGAUAUAUUUUGUAAAUCUUUAAAACAUACAAAAAACAAUGACAGAAUACCUCUCUCCCCACCAAGGUCAAUAUGUCACUAGACACUUAUAAUCCCACACCUCUAUUGAAUCUACUCAAAGGCGACUAACAACAAAUUCAAUGCUGUGACCUUUUCUCAGAUCUCCACUUCCUUGACUUCUGUGCAGUUUUUUGACACUUAUGACCACCAUUCUCCUCCUCCUAGUUAGUAUUCCUGUCCUCCCUCAGCUUCCAUCAUACUAACUUCUGAUUUUUCCUCCUAUUUCUUGGAGCACUCUUCUUUUUUUUUGUUUUGUUUUGUUUUGUUUUUGUUUUUGUUUGUUUGUUUGUUUUGUUUUGUUUUGUUUUGCUUUUUCAUCUUCUUCCCUUCCUCCCCUCUCCCUUGCCUAAGGCCUUAAGCAGUGAUGUCCCUUUCAGGGGUCUGUCCUAGUCCUUUUCUUUCUCUUCUCUCCCUUUGGUGAUUUCAUCCACAAUCAUAGAUUUCUAUUAUCAAAUAUGUACUGAUUCCAAUAUUUGUGCAUCUAGGCUCCCCCCCGUUGCCUGUUAAUCAAGACUAACCUGCAAGGCUCACAUCAUGUGUCCAAAAUUGAACUCAUCUUUCUCUCUUCCUGAAGCUUCCUAUCACCCUACCCAAACCUGCCUCUCUUCCUAACUUCACCACUCUCUCAUCCAUCCAAGCUUCAACUCUCAGACUCAUCUUUCCUCCUCUAUAAUUUCAUAUCCAAUCUCCACUCAGUUCUACUUUCACUACAUUUUUUCUGUCCCUUCCUUUCUCUCUUCUUCCACAGCCAUCAGCUAGUUCAAUAACUCCAGAAACAUUUAUCAAGGACCCAGUAUGAUUACAGCACUGUAUCAUCACUCAGCUGGAGCACAGUAAUAUUUUGCUUCUCUCCUGUCACUAAUCCAACCUUCACACAGAUGCUAAAACCAUCUAUGCCCCAAACCAAAAAUCUUACUUUGUUCCUCUUCUGUUCAAAAUCCUUUCAAAUUUCUCCCUUUGGCCUCCACGAUAAAAGAAAAAAUUAGAGCAUUAGCAAAGUUGCAGGAUUUAAAAUAAGCCACACAAAUCAUUAGCAUUUGUAUAUAUUACUGACAAAGCCCAUCAGC